Molecule: messenger RNA, 2469 nt
Organism: Ectocarpus sp. CCAP 1310/34
Lineage: Eukaryota; Phaeophyceae; Ectocarpales; Ectocarpaceae
Source: the annotation of a GenBank genome assembly
AUGGCGGAGAUGCUGGCGAGCUGGACGUCCUCAGCGGGCGCGAGGCUGCUGUCUAGCGCAGGGGAGGCAGCCGACAUCGUAACCUCAACUCACGACGACAGCACGCAUGCGGAGGGGGAGGCGCACCACGAUGUGACUGACCAGGGGGUGGGGGCAAUCGUGUUCGCCCUGGCGAUAGGCGUGGUGUUCCGGGCCUACGUCAUGCACUACGUCCGGCUGCCGUAUACCGUCCAGAUCCUCGUGGUCGGCAUCGUGAUCGGGUUAAUCUUGGAGUUCACGGAUCAGUCCACCCUGGGGUCGGACCUGUCUACCUCCCUCGACACGAUCCGAUCCAUGGACCCCGAGAUCAUCUUCUACGCGCUGCUGCCAAUCCUGAUCUUCGAGUCGGCCUUCUUCACGGACGUUCACAUUUUCCUGAGAGAGAUGUGGCAGGUGCUCGUGCUUGCCGGCCCUGGGGUAAUGGCGGCGACGAUUAUGAUGGCCGUCUUCUCCAAGUACGUGUUCCCUUACGACUGGGACUGGAACACAUGCCUCUUCUUCGGAGCCAUGACCAGCGCAACCGAUCCGGUAGCUGUGGUUGCGCUCAUGAAGGAACUCGGUGUGUCGGAGCGACUGGCCGUCCUGAUCGAGGGGGAGUCGUUGCUCAACGACGGAACCUCCAUUGUGGUGUUCUCCGUCUUCUUCGACGCGUCCACGGGGAUAGGGUCGACGUCCGUGGGCCACGUUGUGGCUCAGUUCGUGCGCCUAGGUCUCGGGGGCCCCGCGGUUGGCUUCUUCACGGGCAUGAUCGGGUCUUUCGCCAUCGGUUACAUCCUGGAAGACCACCUGAGCGAGAUCACGUGCACCGUGGUGGUCUGCUUCAGCGCCUUCCUCCUGGCCGAGGCCACGAUUCUCAGGGUUUCUGGCAUCCUAUCGGUGGUGAUCGCAGGUUUGUACAUGAGCUUCUAUGGUCGACCGAGAAUAUCACCCUCUGUUCAGGAAUCUCUCCGCGAGUUCUGGUCCCUCUGGGGAUACAUGGCGAACACCGUAAUUUUCUUCCUGACGGGCUUCACCGCGGCCACGAGGGCCUUCGGCAGCGACAGCACCAUCCAGGCCAGAGACUGGGGCUACCUGGUGCUGCUGUGGGUGGCGUGCCACAUCGUGCGAGGCUUCGUCAUCUGCGCGUCCUACCCGGUCCUCAAGCACGGGUAUGGCACGAAUUGGCAGCAGAUGUUGGUGCUGACCUACGCCGGGCUACGGGGGGCGGUGGGCCUUACCCUUGCGCUGGUCGUCCAGGAAAACGAGGCCAUUGACGACGAUGUCGGGGACAUGGUGAUGUUCAUGAUGGCCGGCCUCGCCAUCAUGACUCUCCUCAUCAACGGCACCACCUGCGGGAAGCUUCUCAGCUACUUCCGCAUGGACAGGGCAACCAAGGCUCAGACGGAGAUCUUCAUCAGGGCUUGCUCGGCCGUGGAGUCCAAGCUAGAGCACGUCGUCGAAGAGCUCAAGAAGGACCGGUUCCUUGGCGACGCCGAAUGGCCGAUUGUAUGGAGGUACGUUCCGAUUAUGACGUCAAGGGUGUACUGGCACCGCAUUCGGUACGGCAGCGUGGUCCUGGCCAAUGGCGAAGAUGAAGAGAUCAGCCAAUCAAAACCCUCUGGGUUGAGCUCGGCUACCGCGUCCGCGAUUCUGUCCUUGCCCGGAAACGGCGGUGGGGGCGCCGGGCGCUUCGCCCACCUCCCCCCCCGGCUGCGGGCCACCUGGCAGAGCUACCACAGGAAGUUUCACGUGACGGAUCUCGUAGAGAAGGAGGGAGGCGUCCAUCGGGUGGUCGAUGACAAUCUCGACACCGACUACGGCAACGAGAAUUAUCACGCCCUCGACAAUACCGUCCACAUCAUGCCCUCGUCGGGCAUCGUGUCCGCCGCAUCCGGCGGCGAGUCCGGAAAGGGGAAGAGGGGGGGCAUCCGUGGACUCGUCAGUCAAAAGAUGAGCGGGCUCGGAAAGUCCACUUCUUUGGCUCGGAGCAGCAGCAACAACGAACUGGGAGGCGCACAUCACCGCCGCUCCAAGACCGGGCUUGACACCUCUGGGCACGGGCUGAAGGUACUCUCUUCUUCCCGACCCGGUCUGGAUCUGUCCAGGAGGAGUCGGGGGAGCAUAACCCUUGAUGAUGGCGAUGGGGUCAGGACCAAGAUGACCAGGGGGGCGAGCCACGGGGCCAUGUCCACCCUGGACGACAAUCAGGCCAUCGUCCGACCUGUCUCCGGCAGAGUCUCCUCCCGCUUCGCCGCCCGCCUUGGUAACGACUCCAACGCCGGCAGGCGCUCGAUGGUCGGGGGAGACGCGCUCCUGGGGCACGGGAGCAUGCACCGGGGGCUCGNGGGGGGGGGGGGGGGGGGGGGGGGGGGGGGGGGGGGGGGGGGGGGGGGGGGGGCUCCGUGGUGUGGUGGUUGUGCGCCCGGGUGCCGUAGCGUCCUGCUUGAGUAA